CAGGUUCCUGUUGCAUGUAAAUCAUGUCCCUGCGGCUACAUAUUUAUUAGUCGAAAACUCUUGCAUGCUAAACGUGCUGAGAGAUCACCACCCAUCACAGAAAACAAGAGUGAGGCCAAAAGGAGACGGACAGAGAGAGUUAAGCGAGAGAAGAUAAAUUCUGCAGUAAGUAAAGACUUAGAAAACCGAAAAAGAUCCAGGUCUAACAGCCAUUCAGAUCACAGCAGACGAGGAAGAGGAAGACCUAAGAGUGCCUCAGCCAAAAAGCAUGAAGAAGAAAGAGAGAAACAAGACAAAGAAGUUGACAUGUAUGCUAACCUUUCAGAUGAAAAGGCCUUCGUAUUUUCAGUGGCCUUGGCGGAAAUAAACAGAAAAAUUAUCAAUCAAAGACUUAUUCUGUAGCUUGUAACCGCAAUCUGAUGCAUUUAUAUGCAGAAUGGCUAGGAUAUUUCCAAGGUGUCGUGGACUCUCAGAAAAUGUAUUGUCUGCACCGACAAGGACCAUAGUAUUUCCUGUUAAAAUUCUGCUGCUGUUCUUGGAAAUCGAAUUCUGUCUCUACAAGUCAGAAAGAACAUGUUCAUGAGCUUAUGCUAUGAAAAAUCAGAAAGGAGAUAUGUUUUACACCUUGAAGAUAAACGCUAGACAAAUGCACAGAGAGACUGCACCCAUUCCAGAGCACUUCUUUUAAAUUUGCUGCCAGAAAUGCAAUAUUUUAAAUAUUUUCAUAAAUAAAUGAUUUUCCUUUUAAAGUAUAUAUUUCAGAUUUUUCAGCUAUAUUGCUGUUUACAUAUGUACAGUUCACAUAACUUUUUAAUAAAUUGAUACUCCGAUA
Molecule: messenger RNA, 832 nt
Organism: Phaethon lepturus (White-tailed tropicbird)
Lineage: Eukaryota; Metazoa; Chordata; Aves; Phaethontiformes; Phaethontidae
Gene: HDIP1
Product: chromosome unknown open reading frame, human C16orf87
Exons: 3
Source: RefSeq, a predicted model, not a curated record